UGGUCCUAGGGCUGCUCAAAUGAGCCUGGAGACAAGUGUCCAAGCUAAGGUGUUUGGCAAGGAGGCACACAUCCCUAAUGAAAGUGUCUUGGUGGUGAGAAGAGCUGAGGAUAAUAUUGGAAAGAAUCUGAUUCAGCAGUUUGAUGAUGAGAGUGAUGAUGAUGUGGAAGAUAUCAAUGUUGGGAUGGAGGUCAUAGUGAGCAGCAAGCCUGACCUUCCUGUGCCUCCAAUGGCUUGGAAGGAGAAGAAGCAGUGGGGUCCUGUUCAAGCAACCAGGAUGAGUUCAAGAAUCCCUAGGGAUGGCAAGAGUGUGACUGAAAAAGCUCAAGACCUCAAGAAGGAGAAAAAUUUGGAGAUUCCCAAAGCAAACCAGAGGAGGAGAAAGAAACAGAUUUGUAAACUGCAGGGUGAAGAUGGGAUGGUUGAGGAUAAUAAAGGGAUUGUGGCGCCACUUACUCUACAACGUUGCUCAGUGGAAGAUUCUGUUGAAGGAGGAAGGAAGAGGGGUGCUGGCGGCGAUGUUGAGCAAGAUGGGGGGGGGGGGGGGGUAGCUCGGCUGCCGCCGCUGCUGUUGUGGCCGGAGCCUGGUUAACCCCACAAAAGAGAGCGAGAACGACGCUGGAGGUCUGUGACCUGAACUGCACAAGGGGGCUUGGUCCGAUGUUGAUCACUGCGGAGGACCUGAAGAGAACCUUGGA
Lolium perenne is the source of this 698-nucleotide messenger RNA. RefSeq lists its product as uncharacterized. The record is from RefSeq and is a predicted model, not a curated record. NCBI's taxonomy places the organism in Eukaryota, Viridiplantae, Streptophyta, Magnoliopsida, Poales, Poaceae.